Messenger RNA from Cheilinus undulatus (humphead wrasse), 1425 nucleotides. Its product is annotated as natterin-3-like. The record is from RefSeq and is a predicted model, not a curated record. Bases 1 to 1425 code for a protein of 474 amino acids. The transcript has 5 exons. Lineage: Eukaryota; Metazoa; Chordata; Actinopteri; Labriformes; Labridae.
AUGGGCAGCAAAAACCAGCACAUCAACAGGGUUGUUAAGGUCCUCACCGUCGUAUCAACCAGUUAUUCCCAUCACACCUCAGGGAGGCUGGAAAAGGAGCUGGAUUGUGGAAAUGGUGGAGAGGAACCACGGCUCUGCACCUACACAGCUGGAAGUCACCUGAAGCAGUGGUUCUCAAGUGUUGCAGCCAAAGAGGAAAGGGAAUGCAUGUUUGUGGAGGAGGAUGCUCCUACGGGAGGAUCUAUGAAGCUGUCGGUGUUGUUGCUGUCGGCUCUGCUGGCUCUGUCUGCAGCCAGCCUGCAGGACAUCGUGAGGAAGAGCUCACAGCACCGAAAAGUCUCAUUACUGAACCCGGAGCUGCAGGGCGUGGUCCCUGAGUCAUCAGGUACCCAUGUGGUGUGGGAGCCUCUGACUCCAGCAGACCUGGAGCAGCAGGACAAUCUUCCAGACUCCCACAUUUUCGGUGAUAACGUGAACCUGGAGUGGCUCAGCUGGGACGGCUCUCUGCCAAACGGAGCCGUGGCGAUCUACAACGGCUACACCGAACGCACCGACUACGUCUGCAAGUACAAGUGUGAGGCCGGUUUCUACAACCCCAGCCUGGGCCCCUACUGCCGCUACCCGUAUGGGGACCGUGAGUACUACGCCCCCGAGUUCGAGAUCCUGGCCAACAAAGACAACUUUGAGUUCCUGGAGUGGAAGGAAGACUCCUACGGAUCAGUCCCUCAGCAUUCAGUCAGAACCUGCCUGGGUGUCGGCAUCUACGUCGGGAAGAACAAGUAUGGUCUGGGGAAGGUCGUGCCUCAGUUUGAAGCCUUUUUCCUGCCGUGGGAGGGUGAUGAGUAUUGGUACAAGAAGUACCAAGUCCUGACCAUCAACAGGGAUGCCUACACUCAGCACAUCUCCGACGUCAAGUACAACAUCGACGAGGUCGCCCUCUUCCAGUAUCCUCCUGAGACCAUGCGCAUCUCUGGGGUCACCAACAACGAGUGCCAGGCAGUAUCCAAAACCGUCACCAUCUCAAAGACCACCGAGGUGGAGACCACCUGGAACAUCGGCCGGGCCACCAUGCUAGGAAUCAGCGGCAGCAUCACCGCCAAAAUCCCGUUCAUCGGCGAGGGAGGCAUCGAGAUUGGCGGCGAGAAGACGCUGGAGUUCACCAGAGGAACCACCGUGGUGGAGGCCAUGAGCCACUCCGUGUCCGUGGAGCUCACCGUCCCCCCAAACCACUACUGCAGAGUCCGCAUGGAGGGGCGCAAAAUGAAAGCCGACAUCCCCUACACGGCCCGCCUCAGCCGCACGUACCGCGAUGGCGAGACCAAGUGGACGUCCAUCUCCGGAAAAUACGACGGAGUCCAGAUCGGAGAAGUCCGAGCUGUCGUGGACCGCUGUGAGCCGGUGGCCGACGCCCUGCCGUGCCCCUGA